Messenger RNA from Ruditapes philippinarum (Manila clam), 967 nucleotides. RefSeq names its product HAUS augmin-like complex subunit 4. The transcript has 7 exons. The annotation marks the transcript as partial. The record is from RefSeq and is a predicted model, not a curated record. Gene Ontology annotation, molecular function: microtubule minus-end binding. NCBI's taxonomy places the organism in Eukaryota, Metazoa, Mollusca, Bivalvia, Venerida, Veneridae. Gene Ontology annotation, cellular component: HAUS complex. Gene Ontology annotation, biological process: spindle assembly; centrosome cycle.
AAUAUAAGAAGAGAAAUUAAUGCAAUUGCUGUUCUUAUACAAUUUUAAAUUACAGUAUCUUUUCAGUCCGGAUGCGCAUCAAAAUAUUGCGGGAAACGUAAACCGAUAUGAUGGCAGCAAACGAGCGAAAAUUUUCGACGUUAUAUGAAAAAUUAAACAGUCAGUUUCCACACAUCAACUUGAGUACUGAUGAUGCAGAGAAGUAUCCAGAUUUCUGUACAUUGCUGACAAAACUAUCGUCAUUUAUUCAAACAGAUGAUGUAUCUAUUCAAACAAAUAAAGAUCUUAAACAGGCUGAAGAAGUGUUACGACAUGAGAAACACUCUUGGUUAUUAAACCAUAUUCUGUAUCUGGAGGUCCAGGAACUGCUGCUUGAUUAUGAGUUGAAGAGUCAAGAUGUUUCCCUCUCGUCUAGAGAUCAACAAUUUCAUAAGAUACUACAGCAGUGCCUGACACAGGCUGAGAUCGGGGACUACCUAGACUUUAGCCCAGACCCUUGCUCUAAGGCCACCACACUGGGACUCACGAAACAGGAACUGUAUGACCAGAAUCCAUACAAAAAGCACUUACAGUCAUUACAACAGGCACUUAUACCAGAAAUAGAGGAAAGAUUAAGAAAAAAAUGUGAAACAUUAGUUGUAGCCCAUGAUCCACAGAAUUCAUCAAUGGAGAGCACAAAGUUAACGUUCGCCAAAUCAUCACAAUUACCAGCCAUUGUAGAGAAUGAUAAACUUCAUCUAGAAGAGGAAAAACGUCGACUGAAAGAGGACUUUGUGAAGAAGGAUAAACAGUUUGCAGCUUAUUAUCAGGUUUUUCUCUUGAUUUUCUUUCCUAGAAACUUUUUAGACUCAUUAGGCUUGUUGGAAACUCUGAUAUCUAAAUACAAGCUGGAGAAACAAUGUGAGAAUGAUACUAUAACAACAGAAUGGCUGUAUGCUAAAUGUGAUGCGAUGAGUCUCAAGAUAAG